AUGGCGCGCGCGCUCGGACGGGCGAUCGACGACGCGUGGACCGAUGGCGUCACCGCGCUCGCGUUCGGCGCGUCGUCGGUGCUCGCGACGAGCUGGGACGGCACGGCGCGGACGUACGAUGUGGACGAAUCGGCGACGUCGCGAGCGACGCGGGUGACGCUGCCGUCGCCGGUGAUGUGCGGGACGUUCGUCGGCGCGGACGACGGCGCGCACGUCGUGGGGACGCUGGAUGGGGGAGUGACGUUGAUCGAUGGGAAAACCGGGGACGCGCGACGCGUCGGCGCGCACGACGGGGCGGUGACGAGCGCGGCGUACGACGACGCGGCGCGCGUGUUGGUGACGUGCGGGUGGGAUAGGAAGAUAAAGUGUUGGGAUCUGACGAAGGAUGCGAAUGGGCGGUGCGUGAGCGAGACGGAGACGGUGGGGAAGUGUUACGCGGGGGACUUGAGGCACGGGCGAUUGGUCGCGGCGACGAGCGACGGGCAGAUUUUGGCGUACGACGUGAAGGAUUUACUCCGAGGCGGGCGCCCGAUGGUGAACCGGCGAUCGAGCGUGCGGUUUCAGACGCGCGCGAUCGCGUGCGACGCGAGCGCGUCGUGGUUUGUGAACGCCACCGUGGAGGGACGCGUGGCGGUUGAACGCGUGGACGACGAAGAGAAUGAAAAGUCUCGGUUCGCCUUCAAGUGUCACCGAUUGAAAAAUGAAGACGGGAGCGCGGGUGAAGUGAUUUAUCCCGUGCACGCGCUUUCGUUUCACCCACUGGGCACGUUCGCCACGGGUGGUGGGGAUGGGUACGUGAAUUACUGGGACGCCGACGCGCGAAAGCGGCUCUUCUCCACUCCGAGGUACCCGACAUCCGUGAGCGCGCUCGCGUUCUCGCCGUGCGGCACCAUGCUCGCCGUGGCGAGCUCGUUCGCGCACGAAGAGCGCGAAAACGCCACCCCGAUCGAUCGCGUCUACAUUCGAGAGGUCAACGCCGAGGAAGUGACGCCGAGAAAGCCGGCUCGAUGA
This is a messenger RNA of Ostreococcus tauri, 1011 nucleotides long. Its product is annotated as WD40 repeat. The transcript has a single exon. The coding region runs from base 1 to 1011 and encodes 336 amino acids. The record is from RefSeq and is a predicted model, not a curated record. Gene Ontology annotation, biological process: mitotic spindle assembly checkpoint signaling. Gene Ontology annotation, cellular component: bub1-bub3 complex; kinetochore; mitotic checkpoint complex. Lineage: Eukaryota; Viridiplantae; Chlorophyta; Mamiellophyceae; Mamiellales; Bathycoccaceae. Gene Ontology annotation, molecular function: ubiquitin binding.